This is a messenger RNA of Dentiscutata erythropus, 408 nucleotides long. Lineage: Eukaryota; Fungi; Glomeromycota; Glomeromycetes; Diversisporales; Gigasporaceae. The record is from the annotation of a GenBank genome assembly.
AUGUUAAAAGAAAUAAAAUCGCUAAAGUCUGAGAUUAAUUUAAAGGAUUCUGAAAUUGUCUCUCUUGAGGCUAGAAUAAAUGAAUUAGAGGCUAAGUUAAAACAAACAGCACAAAAAGCUUUAUUAAAGGAUAACGAUAUUACCCAGUUACUUCACAAUUUCUCUUUUGAGAUUAAAGUGAAAGAAUUGAAAAACGAACUAGAGAAAGUUAUGCGUAAUUCAUCAUUUAAAGAUAGAUUAAUUUUCUGCCUCAGGUCCAGGGUAAGUGAUCUGGAAGAUGAAUUAGAACAGAUUCCUCUAAAAUCAUAUCUAUCAACUAAUAAUUCAAAAACAGGUGGCAAUGCUAUAGAAGAAGUAUUCAGUUUCUCUAAGACCCCCCUCUUUGUCUUCACACCACUCAGGGCUUGA